Messenger RNA from Hypanus sabinus (Atlantic stingray), 13282 nucleotides. Its product is annotated as basic helix-loop-helix domain-containing protein USF3. NCBI's taxonomy places the organism in Eukaryota, Metazoa, Chordata, Chondrichthyes, Myliobatiformes, Dasyatidae. The coding region runs from base 569 to 6541 and encodes 1990 amino acids. The record is from RefSeq and is a predicted model, not a curated record. Gene Ontology annotation, molecular function: protein dimerization activity. The transcript is spliced from 6 exons.
UUGGCCCGUUGAUGUCACCGCCGGCUCGGCGAUAGGCCCGAUCGCCAUGACAACGGCGGGUAGCACGUUCGGCUGCAUUGGGGCCUGAUUCUGAGGGGGGGAAGGCCUGGGCCCGAGCCCCGAGCUUAAGUUAGAAGUUGCGGCCGUCUGGGAGUGAGAGCCUCCCCCCCCUCACCCCGCCCAGCCUAGCGCCCCGGAACUCCUGCUGGGUCUGAACCUCCACCUCUUCCUUCCUUCACCCCAUACCCGUCUCGGUGGUCCUUGGGCAGGGUGGGUCUGGGGCUGGGCUGGGCUGGGCAGGGCUGAGUUGAGGCCGAGGCCCGGGCUUGUCUCUGGGGCGUCAGUGGGCCCAAUGUGUGUGUGGCAGAUGAGGUGAAGAGACCAAGACCCUGGCCGGCCCAGCCUUGGAGCCUGAGCCCCCCUCCCCGUACCUGCCCUCUCACUCCUUACCCCCCAUCCCCAAACACAGUGGGAGGCGAUGUGGGCGCCGAUGUCCGAGGCCACCUGGGAAGCUGCUGCACUGGACACUUCCCCCGCCGUACCCUGAGGAGUGCAGUCUGCAGUCACAAUGCCAGAAAUGACAGAGAAUCAAUUGCUGCGCAGAACUCACAGGAAGAAAAAUAGAGAAACUCACAAUGCAGUUGAAAGACAUCGAAAGAAGAAGAUUAACUCUGGAAUAAACAAAAUUGGAGAACUUAUUCCGUGCUCUCCUGCUUUGAAACAGAGUAAAAAUAUGAUACUAGAUCAAGCGUAUAAGUACAUUUCAGAGCUGAAGAGGCAGAAUGAUGAAAUUCUUCUGAAUGGAGGAACCAAAGAACAAGCUGAAGAAAUUGUCAGACUGCGUAAACAGCUGGAUGAUCUACAGAAGGAAAAUGACCGUUUUGUGGAACUACUGAAAGCUAAUGACAUCUGCUUGCAUGAUGACCCUACGAUUCACUGGAAGAGGAAAUUCAAGGGCACUAAAACUACUAUGAUGAUUUCUCCCAACCAAGUGCAGGAAGAUAUACUCAUCUACACAAACGGAAACCAACUGAAUGGGAAUUGCCACCAAGCUGCAGUACAGAGUUCACUGGAGCUGACUCUGAAUACCCUGAAGAACACUACUCAAGAAGCAUGUCUUGAUAUAAUGAUGCCAAUGGCAAUACCUGACAUCGGCCAAGUGGUAAACGGGAUCCAGCCUCAGACACGGAUCUCUCAGCAGAACAUGCCCGAAUGCCUCCCUACGACUCAGAAUUCUCUGAACACUGCACUAUGCACCACCACUGUGGGCACGGUCCAGAGUGUGCUGAAUGUCUCUACUAACAGUUCUGGGCCAGUGCUUCUUCAGUGCCCCGUAAGCACCUCUGCACAACUUGUGCUGGAGUGUUCACAAGCCUCGUUUGGGCGGACCACCUCAGGAGUUGCCAGUUGUUGCCCCGUCCUGAACAUUGGUGGAACUUCUGCCAACACCUGUCCUGCUUUACCUUUGCCCCUACAGCAGAUGGGGUCGAUGUGCAUGGGUGUGGAGUCUUCUCACCAAACUGUUCUGGGGUCCACGCCAUCCUGCAUCCAGAGUUCCGAGUUCCGGUCAACGAAGUGGCCGGUUAGUGAGUGCCCACAGGGCGCGAUGGUGCCAAACGUUUGCCAGAAUCCACCUGGGUCGGCCCGUGGCUUGCCACCACCUUUCAAAGCUGGGACAAUGUGUCAGGGUGGUCUGGUGUCGUCCUGUCCCAUCACCAGCUUGUGGACGAUGUCCUGCCCAGCUUCCACCUACACCUGUGCUGCUGACACGAAUAGCCUGGGUGCUUUUACGUGCAUGACCUUCGCAGGUAACACACGGACAACCUGGACCACACUGCAACUGGCAGGCAACACUGUACAGCCUGUCAGCCAGGUGAACUGCAGUGCUUUGCCAACUACGUUAAAUGAAAAUGUGAAUGCCAGAGGCUCCUUCCCUGCUUCCGUUGCCGGGCACGUAGGAGCAGCAUCCUCUGCUCCCUCCACACUUCAUGGCGUGUCCGUCUGUUCUGCCCACAGUCAGCUGAGUUUCCAGACCCCAGUGCAACCUCUCCCACUGCAGCCAGUUCUGGCGCAGCCCCACACUCCCGCCCCAACUGCCCCCAAGGUGGUGUCCCUGCUGCCCCCUUUGCAGGUGAUUCAGAUGGCGCAUCCCCCAGGGGCCAGCGACCCAUCCUCCCCAAACAGCCAGAAGCUGAUUAUCCUGCAGCCGGCCAAUGCCAGCUCGCCGGCCAUGGUGAGGGGGGCCCUUCACAGCCAGAGGCAGGGUCAGCAGAUCGUCAUCAUACAAGCAGCCGGACAGAACCCGGUCUCGGUGGUUCCCCCUCCGGGCAACAGCAGGGCAGCCCCCUCUCUCGACUCUGGUCAGGUGGGGUGUAGCAGUGGCAGUCAGAGCACGCCCAGCAUUCAGACAGUCGGAGGGAAACACCUGGUCCACAUCUUGCCCCGGCCCGUGCCCGCAUCUGCCCCCGCCCCCAGCAGCUCGCAGUCGGCAGCCACCACCACUCCCGGCACCCCGCAGAAGACGAUUUCUGUCAACGGGCAGCUCUUUGCCCUGCAACCGGUGAGGCCAGCUGGGGGCUCCAGCCACACCACCAUGCACGUCAUCCAGCCCACCACCAGCGCUGACCCCCACACCAAUGUGGCCCUGAAUGCUUUUGGAGCACUAACCAGCCUCAGCCAGAGUGUGUCCCAGAUGGCAGGCAGCAGGGCGAUGCCCACAGCCCAGUGCACUGCUUCCACUGGCUCCAGCGGGCAGGUUCCCUGUGCCCCCGUCAGCAGCUUGGCUGCUCCCACUCCUGGCAGGCCCUCCCACGGGGUGCUCCAGCCCUCCAAAUCCAAGAAGACCCCGAAGAAGCUCCUGCCUGCAAAGCAGGGCCUCCCCAGGAAGGGCUGCGCCACUGGGCACAAGCCACGGGACUGCGCCCCCUCUCGCCAGCCCAGCCCAUCCGAGCGGGUAUCCCCAGCCGAAUGCCCCGCCGCACCUCCACCCUCCUUCACGAACCACAUCCCGGCCGGGGCGGCUGCCACUUCUGCCUCGCCGGAACCAGCCCCCUCCAGGCCCCCGGUGCCAAGCGCUAGCGAGGAUGUACCUGAGGGACCGUCAGAGAGCAGCACACCCUUGGCAGCCCCCUCGACUCCGACCUGCCUGGCUACAGAUGGUGCGUGCGCUGUCACAAAUACUGCUCCGUCCCCAUCCCACUGCUCCACCUCGCCCCUACCAGGGGCAGGAGAGGUGGCAGCUGGGGAAUUCCAGGUGGCCACGCCCACCUCUUGUGGCAUCAGCAGCGUUUCCCAGCAGCUGGAGUCGCUGGCAGCGGCGCAGUGCCAAGGGUGCGGAGAUGUGGCCGGGGGCACGGAACGGGGUGGCAUGAGCACUCCUCCAUCUCCUUGCAGACAGCCCCGGGAGGCCGGGCCGUCGGGAGACCAGCUUCCACUGUGCAUGCCGGAACACGAGAGUGCAGGAGCGCCAGCUGGAACCCAGCGCCACACUGACUCGCCCAUGUCCAGCAGCUCGGGCAGCGGCCGAGGCUUUUCUGUUGCCUCCCUGCUGCCAGACAGUGCGCGGGAGGACUGCACCUUCAACGCCUACAGCCUGCCGGACCACAGUGACAUUGUGGCCCUUGCAGCUCGGGCCAUAUUCGAGCAGGAGAGCCCGGAGAAAGGCGCCGCAGCAGAGGAUGCGGUGCUGAAGCCGGAGAAACAGAAGCCCCCGAGUGCAGACAAAGACAAAGGCCGGGAUUCGAGCCUCCAGCCCGAGCAUGACAUCGGAGUGGAAGGGAGAAUGCAGGAAUCUGUGCUUCCAGCCCAGGGCCAAACCACCCACACCUCGUCUGCCCAAGAAACGCCAAGCCUGGCGUGUCCAGCCCUGCCUCCUUCCAACCCAUCAGUGCGAAGCCAGGGCCAUAGCUGCCCACCGCUGGCAGCCGACCCAGCCACCUACCCGGAGCAGGUCGAGCACACGGCGGAGUGCCCCUCCAGAGCCCCUCCGCAGCCUCCUGUUGGCCCGAAGCAGAGCACUGAGGUGCGCAAAGAUGCAACCAAGCGCAACGGACCAGCAGAUCACUUGAUCUCCACGGCCAAACGUCCGAAGCAGUGUCCGAGCGGUGCGGUCCGUCCAGAUGGGAAGCCGGGGCCGGGCGCGCUGGUGGAAUCCCCGUGUGAGCGAGAGCAGCCAUUCCUGGUUCAGCUGCCGGUCAGCUCCUCCAGUGCAUCACACGGCCACAACCUGGGCACCUUGUUCCCCACCGCCAACUUGCUGGGCUCUGGCUCGGUACCCCUGCCAAGGAGCGCCGAGGGUCACUGUGGCGGGACGCCAGCCGGGCAGUUAGCACAGCAGCAUGGGCUGGUGCAGGCCAAUGGGUCGGCGCAAGGCGGGGUGCCGCUGGCCCACGGACAUUCCUACUAUAAACACCCGCAAGGCCAGCUCCGCGAGCGGCACCUGUACCAGUUACAACAGCAGCAGCACCUUCCGCACGCCGAGAGCCUGGCACACGGCGUGCCCCAGGACACCCAACUGCAGAAGAAGCGCGGGCUGGUGAGGACAGGCCAGACGCUGGCCCUGCCUCAGAAGCAGCAAGCGGGGGCCAGCGGGCAGAGCCGCCACAAGGGUUCCCAGCAGCCGCCGCUGCUGCUGCAGCACUGCUUUGGUGGCACACAUCCAGAGAAGCGAUGCGAGAACCCAGUGGGCGGCAGGAACACGCAUCCACAGAGCCUGCACGGCCCGGACCUCCUCCCGCACCAGGACAGCGGCCGCUGUGGUCCCUCUGCUGAGCAGGUGGCCGGACAUCCCCGCGUCCAGAGGCUGCUCACCUCCAGGCCGCUGGAGCAGCAGCUGGGGCCCAAAGGCAGUCCAGCAUCGCGGCCGCCCGACCUUCACCGCCCGGAGCGGAACCGCAUUUCCAGCUACUCGGCUGAGGCCCUGAUCGGGAAGCCAUCCAGCUCCAUGCAAAGCCCCAGGAGCAGCACUGAGCAGCCCGAGCUGCGCACGUACCUUGACCUGUCUGUGAACAAGAGCCUGCCCGUGCACGGGCUCCAGUCCAAGCUCUCCCUCGACCACUGCAUGGCUACCGACGUGGCUGAUUGUCCCCCCUUCAAGGCCAGCGUAUCUGCCCAGUCAGUCGGCACCUUCGAGGCACAGUCAUCCCGGGGCAGCGAGAUGGGUGGUGGCAUGGCGGGACACAGGGGGAUCCCGGCCCACAGCUUCAGGCUGGCCCAGGGGACGGGGGUCGAGCGCCAGGGCCGGCUGCCCUACCUGCCUGUGCAGGGCAUCUCAGCAGCGGGUGGGGCUUCGUUGAGGGAUGGGGAGGGCUCCUGCCACCAGAGUUUCAUGCAGGGCUUACUGCCCCCACCCCUGGGUGAACAGCUGGGCGGCGGACAAAGGUCGGGCCCCGAUCAUGCCAGGAGCACUCAGUGUGCACCGGUUGCCAGCAUCGAGUAUCCGUGCGCGCCGCUCCGGGAAGCAGUGCAGAGCCGGGAUGGCUGCGAUCUGAGCUUGGGCACACUGGGACCCCGGGGCAUCGCGUACCCAAACCCCUCGUCGGUGCCCGAGAUCCAGAGUCGCAACAGCAGCCCAGGUGUGGCACCGCAGAAAGCGACGCUCGGAGCUGGCAACAAGUGCCACACUAGUUCGCAGGUCUCCAAUCCGCAUGGAGGUCUGCGGGCGGCCCUGGGGCAUGGGGCCGAGCGGCCUCACUCUCUCCAAGCCGGUUCCACGGUGUUGCAGAGAGCACGGCACCCGGCGCACGGGGGCUCAGCCGGCAAGCUGCGCCAGAGUGACCGGCCACGCUCAGGUAACCAUCGGACUGCCGAGGUGCUGGAGCGUGGCCUCCAGCUGCCCUUGCCCUCGGGCGGAGGUGUGAUGCUUGCGCGGCAACAGCCCAGCACCAGCCGCAACGCCAGCAUCGUGCGCUUCGUGGCUGACAGUCAGCAGGUUCCGAAUGAGAACUUGGCCCCAGAGCAGCACUCUCUGUCUCAGAGCUUCGGCUUCCCUUUCAUCGCGGAGGGCGGCAUGAACCCGCCUCUCAAUGCCAAUCCACCGUUCAUACCCCCAGUAACACAGCCAGGUGCUAACCGGACCCCCACCCUCAUCCCAGUCGAACCACAGAAUCCGCUGCCUUCAUUCUAUCCUUCCUACUCACCAGCACACCCCACCCUCUCCAACGACCUCUCCAUCCCCUACUUCUCCAACCAAAUCUUCACCAGUCCCAGCACGGAGAAAGCAAGCAACCCGUUUGGUUCCAUCCUUUCCCCGCCCCGGCCGGUUGGCUUUCCACAGCCCAGCUUUCCUCUCCUGCCCGACAUCCCUGCCAGGCCGAUGGCCAACAGCUCCAGCAUCACCCCACACCUGUCCAACUUCAACCUGACCACCCUGUUCCCCGAGAUUGCCACUGCGCCCCUCACUGCCGACACCCCAGCCAUGCCCAUGUCGCCUUUGUUGCCUUUAACCAACCCUGCCCUCUCCGACGUUUCCAAGCAGCACUCCAACAGGUCAGCGCAUAACAUAAGCCACAUCCUAGGCCACGAUGGCAGCUCUGCCGUGUGAAGCCAGCCACUGUGCUCUCUACCCAAUGAGUGGGCUCGGGUCUCCCUCCACAUCCUGCGAGGGGUGCAAAGGAGCCCAACAGUCAGUCCGUUCCAUCAGCAGGUCCUGUCAGGUGUACAGGACGCUUUUUCUCCAGUUCCCUUUGUAGGAGUGUGAGGGAGGGAGAGAGAUGGUAAGGGUGGGGAUGCCAGGCGAGUGUGGUGGACAAGGGGAGAACCACGGGUGCAUCACAGCCAUCCAGCUGUUCCCAUCACUUCCAGAGUACCAAAGUGUUCCCAAUCCUAGUGGCAAGGACAGACCUUUCAAGAAACUGUAGGUACAAUAACCUGUAUUUCCACAGCUGCCGAUAGAUACAGAGUCUUACUACAUAAUAGAAGAUUAAUAAAUGAAUAUAAAUAUACACAGAUGGAAAACAAACUGUUUCAGAAACCAGUGUCUGUUGGGUUUGAUGUUAUCCAUUGCUUUGAGCGUGGAGCUGGGUAGUAGCUUUUUCGCCAAGCAGGUUGGCUCUCUGCUGUUCUUACCCACAGGAAAGUGUACAGGAGCAAGAAGUAAUGUUAACAGGGGUGCUCCCAUGUUUUCAUUAAUGUCUUGAUUCAUUCCCCAAACUGCCAUACAAUCUGUUUCACAAUGGGGUAAAUCUCAUGCCCAUCGGAUCUAAUUUACCCAAAAAAAGUGGGUAAUUUGACACCACCUCUCCACUUACCCCAUAUAUCUAAGGUACAAGGUGACGAAUUAGGCAGAGGUGAGAUAAAGGCGUAUUCUGUGUUUUAUUUCAUGGAUGAGGGUCUGAAUUUGCAUGUGUACAAAUAUUUAAAUAAAAAUUCUAGUUAAUUUCUAUAUAAAUGUAUUUUAGUUUGCCUUAUUGUAAGGUACUUCAGUAUAUUUGUUUUAAUCGGAAGUAGGUUGGCCUCUGCAAGAAUCUUACUGAAAUUUGUCUUGAGCAAUAUUUAAGUUUGAUGGUGCUUGCAGCCACAUUUACCUUUAAAUGGCAGCUUAUAUCAGCGUGACUUACUGGCACUUUAAAGCAAUACAUCUGCUCAGGAGGUCAGGUCACUUGACUCACUCUUCUUGGGCAUUCCUCAUCUUGGAAUUUCUGUGCUAUCUUGUGUACCUCAUUGUCUGAAGCAGAAUGUGCAGUGAACGAGUAUGUUUCCCCUUCACCUCCAUCCUCUUGAUUGUGGGCUUAUAGGAAAGGUUUGGUCCUGGUUUGUAAUACAUGUCAAUGUGUCACUUGACAGGCCAGAGGGUAUGGACGGUGGGCAGAGAAUAAAACUACAUGCUAUUGCUGCUUCAAAUGCUAGAUUGAGGUUGGGGGUUCAAUCUCAGUUUUUUAUGGGUUGUUUCUAACUUGGGAGUGUUGUGAUAAAAGUUCAGAAAAGGAGCUCUUCAUCAACAAUGUGUGCCAAGAAAUUUGCCUAAAGUUGUAAAUAUUAAAGUGGUCUGUGACAGGUAGCUUUUCACUCAGCCAAGUUUACUACUAUUGAACAAUAUAUGUAAAUCAGAGAUAAUUAAAGAACAAAUUUAAUAUACAGAUUCAGUCCCCAUUGGUAUCAGAUACCUCAGGUGACUUUUUCUCUUGGACAAAUUUUACUUGCUUCAAUUAGAUCAUUAGAAAAGGCCUGUUUAGACAUCUAUUAUAUGGGCUAGUUCUGGUGUUUCUCUUUGUUCAACAUUCUAGUUGCUUUGUAUCAACAUAAACACCUUGUUGGGUAAAGUGGAACACGAGCAACUACAGGGGUAGUUUAAUGAUUUUAUUGUGUUUCACUGGCAACUUGGAAUCACUGUUUAAAAAUACAACAAAAUUACAUGCACCUCCUUUAUGGAGCUCAUAAUAGAAUUUAUUCAGAAUGCAACUUCUCAAGUAAGUCUUGAUACUUUCGCCCUGUUGUUUUUCCAAAUAUAUGCAAUGCUGAGCAUUAAAGAAAGAAUUAUCUAUACAAAGACUGACAGGCAAAUUCUACUGCAAUAGCUAUUAUGUCUGGUGGUAGUUUGAGCUAAUGUUAAGUUGGCUCCUUGAAUUAUCUUAAACUGAUAAUAAGCAUAGCCACGAUGUUUUGAAAAUCCGUCCACAUCUGUAAAAUAAAAGUGUUCUAAAAGUUGCAAAAUCAGAUAUUUAAAGGUAACGGAUUUACUGGUAGUCAAAGUCUGAAUAAACUCUUCUCAUCCCUUAUCAUCUUGUGCACUGAUGUAGCUUCCUUGUGCAUCCUUCCUUUGAUGCUAGUUCCUUUCUCUUCAUCAAAUGUAAACUCCCACAUCUCACUCUAGCUUCCAGCCUCUUGACCUGAGCUUUGUCUUGUAGGAAUAACUUUGCUAACAAAAGGUGGAGCAGGAGGAGCCUUUUCUUCUAGCACAUAGAAUCACAUUCUCAGAAACUCAUGCUCCAAGUUGCAUCUCUUGGGAUUUGGGUUGUCCAUGGAACAUUGAGAAUUUGCACUGGUACAAAGGAGUUUAGGGUGAAUCAGUAACUGGCUUUGCAGGCUGGUCGAUCUUCAUUUCCAUAGAGGUCACAAGUGAAGAAAACUGUAGAACAGUUGUUAUUGUGUGAGAAGCCCAUUUCACACCUAUUGCACAAGAAGAGACCGCUUAGCCCAUCAUGGCUGUGCCAGUAUUUUGUAAGAACUCUCGAACUAGAUUCCAUCUAUUUCCUCAUGGUGUGUAAGAGAAAAGAACUGCACAUUCCAACCAACCCCUCACUACUCCCCACUGAAUGUUAAAUCUGUAUUUUCUGACUAUUAAUUCUCACAGUAAAAACAGUUUCUUCCCAUCUCCUGACAAAAGUUCUUAUACAUUUGAUGACUUCAAAUCUGCAACUCCUCUUUAGAGAACUUUGACAUUUUGUCUUUCUGAGGGCUGAUUGUUGCUGCUGAAGACGGUUUUGUGAGUGUGAAUGCCUGCACUUCUACAAUUGAAUGUAUCCCCCACAUUGGUUUUGUUCCUUAUAAAGAUUUAAAUCCUCAUUUUAAUUCCUUGAUCCUUUGCCUGUGACCUUUUGUCCUAUGUCUCUGUUUUGUCAUUUUACCAUUAGUUAUUUUUAGUGGCCUUGUUUCUAAUGCAUCCUCCUGGACAUCUCCCUUUCCUCCCUAAGGGCCAUCUGUUUGCUAGACCUUUCUUCACUUCAAAUACUAUUUCUAGCACUACCUCUCCAAACCCAACACCCGUUGAAACUUUUUUAUAUGUAGGUAUUAAAGUCAGAAUGCUUCCAAUAAUUUAUUCACUGCUAUUGGUCUGUUUGCAGCAGCAAUAAAUUACAUUAGAUGAAGUGUUGCAAAUGAGAACAAAAUAAAGGGCAUAACUAAGCUGCAAUUUUAAGCCUUUCUUCUAUACGCAGAAUUUUAAUGCUAACACCACAUCAGUCAGUUUCAUAGUAAAUUCUGCUAUCAAGAAUUCAGUUUACAUAGGAAACAAAGAAUGGGAGAAUCAGUAACCAGAGUAACUUCCAGUAAAAGUCAGGAAUUUCUCCUGAAUAAUAAAGCGAGUAGGAAAUGCUUACAUGUAAAUCUAAUCUAUAAAAACAUUGAACAAAACGGUUAACAGUGGAAUGACUUAAUUGUUUCCAUUCUGAAUGACCAUAUCAUUUUCACUACAUACAACCUUAUCCAGUUAAAACUAUAUCCUGGGUCUUUUAUAUUAAAACCAGUCCAAAUUCUAAUGCAUCCACCUGAUUUGUACCUAAAGCCCCUGACUUUGAGGGAAUAAUGCAAAUACCCAGAUGUCAUUAAAUAUUAUUCCAUGGAAACUGCCUUGGAUUCGUUUUGUAUGAUUAUUAUAGAAAUCUUAGUGCUGGGGAAUGAAACAUUUUCUACUGUAUUAUCAGUAUCAAGAUCUUUCUAGGUCAGGUACACCACUGUGAAGGUACCUCUAUUCCACAAUGUACUCUAUAACCUACUAAGCUGAUUCUAUUCUUGAUUUUUCUACCUACCCCCCUCAGUUGACCUGUUUUGAGUGUCAUGAUAAUCAAAUGGAAACAGCUUUGCUCCUGCUAAUUACAACUCACUUCAUGAUCCAGAACCCAAAAGGCAAACUAAUCUGUCAUCUGACCAUUCUGGGGUUACUUUUCAGUAGGGAUCCUGGGCAGUGAAAGAUCAGCACUUAGUAUCCUCUAGUUCUAAAUAGCAUUGCUAGCGUGUGGGUUACAGACAGGGGCUUAGUCUAAACAAAAUCGUUUUCUUUGUAAAAAAAAACCUGGUAUGGAUGAAUGAUUCCAUGACACCCAUAGUACACUAUUGCUGAACAAAACUGAAAUGAACUUGGACUAUUCACAUCAUUUAGAUCUUAUGUAUCAUCAGUUCAGAUUCAGAAUUAGGUUUAAUAUCACUGGCAUAUGUGAAAUUUAUUAUUUUGCAGCAGCAGUACAUUGCAAAACAUACUAAUAAAACUGUAAAUUACAAUAGGAUAUAUAUUUAAUCAAGUUCAAAAAGAGUGGAAAAUGGGUAGUGUUCAUGAAAUCAUUGUAGAGGGGAAGAAGCUGAAACGUUGUAUGUGUUGUAGCUCCUCCUUGAUGGUAGCAAUGAGAAGAGGGGAGGUCCUGGGUGAUGGGGUUUUUACUAAUGGAUGCCAUCUUUUUGCAUCACUCUUUGAAGGUGUCCUGGAUUGUGGGGAGGAUAGUAUCCAUGAUGGAGCUGGCUGAGUUUACAACUGCAGCUUUUUCCAAUCCUGUGCAAUGGCCUCUCCAUACCAGAUGGUGAUGCUAUCAGUUAGAAUGCUCCUCAUGGUACAUCUGUAGAAAUACAAGCUCGUGACCUUUGGUGACCUACUGUACCAAGUCUCCUCAAACUCCAAAUGAAAUAUAGCCACUGCCUUGCCUUUGUAAUUGCAGCAAUUUGUUGGGCCCAGGAUAGAUUUUCAGAGAUGUUGACCUGCUCACUUUUCCCACUGCUGAUCCCUCGAUGAGGACUGGUGUGUGUUCCUUUGACUUCCCUUUGCUGAAGUCCACAAUCAGUCUGUUGGUCUUACUGACAUUGAGUGCAAGGUUGUUGUUGAACCGUCACUCAACCAGCUGAUCUAUCUCGCUCUGUAUGUGCCUUCUCAUCACCAUCUGAACUUCUGCCAACAAUAGUUGUGUGGUCAGCAGAUUAAUAGAUUAUGUUUGUAGUGUGUCUAGCUAUGUAGUCAUGGGUGUUGAAAGAGCAGAGCAGUGGGCUAUGCACACAUCCUUGGGGUGCACCAUGGUUGAUUGUUAGCAAGGAGGAGAUAUUAUUUCAGAUCUGUACAGAUUCUGGUCUCCUGGUGAAGAAGUCAAAGAUCCAGUGGCAGAGAGAGAUACAGAGAACCAAGUUUUGGAACAUUGAUUAGAACUGAGGAUAUGAUUGUGUUGAAAAGAGAGCAGCUUGAUGUAGAUAUUGGUAUUGUCCAGGUGAUCCAAGGCCAAGUGGAGAGCCAGUGAGAUGGCAUCCCUGUAUAGGUAAAUCACAGUGGAUCCAGCACCUUGCUUAGGCAAGAGCUUAUUCGAGCUAUAACCAACCUCUCAAAGCACUUUGUCACACAUUAGAUGUGAGUGUCAGUGGGCAAUAGUUGUUGAGGCAACUGGCUCUGCUCUUGUAUGAUAGUCACUCUACCCUUUGAAUGUUACAUUUAUCAGCUAGUACCACUUUUUGUGAAUAGAUACUUAAGCAGUAUCCACAAUACAAAAUGUUUAGUGUCUGUGAGCAACGCUCGACACUAUUUAAUGCAUUGCUGGUUGUGAAGAAGCAACUUUGAAAUUUGCAAAACCAUUUUAUCUGAGUUAAAAUCAAAACCAGCUACUUGCUCCUUUAAGAGUUUCCAUUUUUGACACUGGUGUAAACAUAGAAAGCCUUUGCAGAAGUGAUGCAGAGUUAGAGUGGACACAAACUCAUUAAUAGUAAAAUAAACCUGGUCCUUACAUAUCGGGUUAGAAGAGUUCAACGAGUCUGGCUAGUGUGACUUCAACACUGAAGUAGACUUCUCCUUCAAUGCUCAAAGUUCCUUGAAACAUCAUUUCCUUUUCCAAAGUAACUUGCCCAUGUUAGCAACUGAAGGUGACAGAUUACUCCCUUAUCACCUAAACUAACAUGAUAGAAACAAACUGGUUGAAAGUGAUGGUGUAACUACGGGAAAUAACCCAUCAUCAAAGAUUUGUAUUAGAUUUGAGCUAUGUAGCACUUGCAAAGUAAAGCUACAAAAUGGGUUAAACAUUCAAAAGUAUAUUUUUAGCAGAUGUUUUAUGACGUUUAAUUUUUUUAAAUGAUAAUAAUGCUGUUCAGGCAAAAGAAGGCUUUGAUAAAGCCUGUUGUUAAAGAGCUUUUGACCCCAGUCUUCACCAAACAGAUGCUGCUAACAUCUGCAGCUUUUUUUUUAACGUUUUAAAGUUAGACAAUUUGCUAAUGUUUAAAAAUCCUUCAUUCAGAUAGUGUGAGUUCAAAGAGAAGUUAUCUAAAAUUUCAAGACAUUGAAAGUUUUGUGGGGCUGGUGGGGGGGGGGGGGGGUUGUAAGUUGGACUUUGACACCUGCACAAUUGUACAGUGACACUUUAGGAGAGUGGAUGGUGUACAUAAUGCCUUUGUUAUAUAUUUGUUCUUUAGUGUCUUUAGCACUGAAGAUCUUGCAAUGUAUAACAGUCACCACUCUAACCUCCAUGUCGAUCAGCUUGUGAAUAUAUUUAAAUAUUUCUAAAACAGGUGACAUACUUGAUUCUGUAUGUAUUCAAUUAUGUUAAUUUUAUUGGGAAAUUUUCUAUUUUGUUGUAAAUACUUGUGAAUAAAAAUUUGAAUUUGGUUAUAA